AUGGUAGUUGGUGAACUGCGGCGUUCAGCCGCGCAACACUGGAGACGUUCUACACGUUUCAGAACUCAGCGUCCCUCCUCUGAUGGGGUGUCGAGGAGGAGGAUCCGAAACCUGCAGCCGGCUAGGCCGCUGCGUCGUUUGAACAUAAAUCAAGAGAAACACAGAGAGGUAGUGGCCGAGCGAUCGGACAAGACGACGGACACACCAACAAACACCAUUAGUGAGAAGCAGUUUUAUGAAAUCCUUAAACCUCAAAGCCAAUGUCAAUCACUUGCCAAGACAGAAAGAAUAUCAUACAGUAGGGACUUGCUGAUCAGGUUGGCAAGCUCACCAAUGGCAAAGAAAAAACCUGACUUCCUACCAGACCACCCAGUAGUUCUAGAAAAGCCAAGGCACCAAGAUGUGUUUCUGAACAACUUUAACAAUAACCUGGACAUACAGGGCGCUGAAGGUGGUUUUUGUCUGCGGUUACUAGCCCACUACAAACAGUGACAUUCACUUGUUCCUCAACAUUCUUUCUGCUAGUUGUGAAGAUUCUUCACACACUGGCAUUUCAGCAGAUUGGUCCACCUCUGGGUUUAAAAUGAAAAGCAAAGAAGAUUAUAAUUUCAGUAAUUAAAUCAUUGUUUUAUC
Molecule: messenger RNA, 633 nt
Organism: Electrophorus electricus (electric eel)
Lineage: Eukaryota; Metazoa; Chordata; Actinopteri; Gymnotiformes; Gymnotidae
Source: RefSeq, a predicted model, not a curated record